AGCAGUAGUCAGUCACUCGCGGCUGACCGUACCGAGCGGUCGCGCACUCGAUACUCUCUCAUUCUCUCGUCUCUUCCCUUUCAAUCCCCUGCGCUAUAGGUCGGGAAGUAUACACGGCAACGGACAGUAUACGCAACAAAGGUGUCCCGAUGUCGGCGAAGAUCUUCUCGCCCCCCUGGCGGCCUCCGUUCAGCUGAGAGAGUGCGAGCUUACCGUUUCUUUUUCUUUACCCUACACUCGAAUCCCUCGGCGGCGAAGUGCAAGUUCAAGGCUUGCCAGAGCGACCGGCCCUCCCGAUGCUGAUCGCCAGCGACUGCCCUGCAGAGAGUGCGAGGGAAGAUGUGACGGCUGUUGUUGUGUUGUCGGCCGAGUGAAUUGUGAAGUAGUAGUACAUGCACGGUAGUAAGUAGUAAUCUGCCGAGGGAGAGCUACUCUGUCGCGUAUAUAGUGAGAACGCCGGCGAUCGUUGUUAUUAUUAUCGUCGUCGUCGUUCCCUGCGCGCGAAGGGAAAGAAGAAGAAGAAGCCAGUGAGUCGGGAAAGUUUGUGUCGCUUGUUGUGUGCGCGCCGGAGAAUUGCGGAAAUCGCCCGUGGACGUGGAAUAAAAUCCUCGAGAGGAGAGGGAGAGAGCUUUGAGUAAGUGUCGCAAAUACUCCGUCAAUCGAAACUCCACCGCAUAUCGUCUGCUGACACGCUCGUCAAGCUUCUAAAAGGUGAGUCGCCAACGCCAUCGCCGAGACCCAAAAUCCUCCGCCUUGCCAGCUGCGCAGCCGUUCUCCGCAAGCGUCAUCGUCCUCGCCAUCAUCAUCAACGCGCCGAGAUCCACAUCAGCAGCAGCGGCGGCGGAGGCCAAGAGCAAAGAUCGCAGCUGAGCUGGCAGAACGCCGAAGGCCGCCGCAGCACCGCACACGCCGGCACCUCGGCGCUGGUGGCGGCAGCGGCGGCGGCGGCAGCGGCCCCGGAGCUUGCAAGCUCGUAGGCCUGCUGCUCGUCCUCGCGAUUCUCCAGAUCCAAGGCGCAAGGGCGGCCGACGAUGCGCCGGCGAGGAUCUUAGAGACCGCCGGUAGAAGUAGCCCAGCUGCCGUACACGGGAGACCCGAUGCAGCUGACCGCGCAGGUUACGAGGGUCGUCAGGAGGAUGGACGAGCGGAUGCUGCUCGCGAUGAGGGCCACCGCGGCGAGGUCGCGGAGAGCUGGCUCCUCGGUCACUUAAUGCUCGAACCGUCGUCCAUCGAUCAGCAGCAUCAGCGGGAGGAAAGGAGGCCCGGAGGAGCAUCGCGCGCUCGUCGAGAAGUGCGUAGUAUGCCAAAGUCGCCGGAGGCUGCCUCGUCCUCGCAUGCCAGCAGUAUCAAGCCCUACGAGGCGUUGGCCAACACGAGGCGAAGGAGUCCGGAGGAGCAGGAGGAGCCACCAGCUGGCCGACGCAUUGCCAUGUCCCUGUCGGACGUCUCGGGGGUCGCGGUUGCCGCGGCCGUCGCCGCAGCCAACGGCAGCAGUAGUCCCGGACUCGGGACCUCGACCAUCGGCCCCGGCAUGGGCCUCGUUCUCAACGACUCCGCCGAGGAGGGCAAUCACACGACUCGGCCCCUCGAGCAUCCGAUCGAUGUAUCCAGAGCGAUAAUACUGGGCUGCAUCCUCGGGACUAUAAUAGUGACGGCGGUGUUCGGCAAUUUGCUGGUGAUGGUGUCGGUGAUAAGGCAUCGGAAGCUACGCAUCAUCACGAACUACUUCGUCGUGUCCUUGGCGCUGGCCGACAUGCUGGUGGCCAUGUUCGCCAUGACGUUCAACGCGAGCGUCCAGGUAACGGGCCACUGGCUCUUCGGCUACUUCAUGUGCGACGUCUGGAACUCGCUCGACGUCUACUUCAGCACAAGCUCGAUCCUCCAUCUCAUGUUCAUCUCGGUCGAUCGAUACUACGCCAUCGUCAAGCCGCUUAGCUACCCGAUCAGCAUAACGAAGCGCGUCGCCUGCUACAUGCUGCUCGUCUGCUGGAUCUCGCCUGCCAUCAUAUCCUUCGUGCCGAUCUUCAACGGCUGGUACACCACCGAGGAGAACGACCUCUUCCGACACGCUCAUCCCGACGAGUGCAUGUUCAAGGUCAACAAGGGCUACGCGAUCAUGUCGUCCUGCAUAUCCUUCUGGAUACCCUGCGCCAUCAUGAUCAUGAUGUACCUGGCUAUCUUCAGAGAGGCCAACACCCAGGAGAAGCAGAUUCACAGUCGUACGGCCAACGCGAUGCUGCUCAGUCACAGGCCGAGCAGGGACCUGAACAACGUCAACGGUGAGCUCAACAGCGGCGGUGGCUCCUCGAAGACGCUCACGCUCAACGAGACGAAGACGUACUUGCAGGUGAGCGGCGCGGUGGAGCACCUGCACACCCCGACGAAGGACCAAAAGGUGAUAAAGAUGAAGCGCGAGCACAAAGCAGCGCGAACGCUCGGCAUCAUCAUGGGCACGUUCAUCCUCUGCUGGCUGCCCUUCUUCCUCUGGUACGUGAUAACGGCCAUCUGCGACCCGGAGACGUGUCCGUGUCCCGACAUCGUCGUCUCGAUUCUCUUCUGGAUCGGCUACACCAACUCGGCGCUCAAUCCCAUCAUCUACGCCUACUUUAACCGGGACUUCCGGGAGGCCUUCAAGAACACUCUGCAGUGCGCUUUCUGCUCGCUCUGCCGACGCGAGCCAUCCGAUCUCGAGGCCCUUGACUUCCGCAGGCCGUCGCUCAGCUCGUUUAUAUCAUCAUGUCUUUCUCCUCACCCGGGGAGAAACCCGUGCUAUUGCUGUUGCAGGUACGACGACCGCACGAAGAGCAUAUAUUCGGAGACGUAUGUCAAGCACAAUGAUCGGCGAACAUCGAGCGACUUCGGCAGCAGUCUCUGAGACGAAAGGAAAUUUAGAUUUUAAGUUACAUAAAACCGCUCACGGCGCCCUUCAAUGAUGUAUACACACACGCGCGAGAACCCACCUACAUACACACGUUAUUAUACACACACACACACGUACAUACAAGAACACCCACACAUUAUCUCGCGUAUACUGCUGCGGAGCGCAAAGAUAUAUAUAUAUAUAUAUAUAAAUAAGCAGCUGUGUGACACUGAACAAAGAUUCUUGUAUAAGUUUAUUAUAUUCUGUAAUACGUCUAUAUCCGCGCACCGGUCGGAGUGCGUAUAUAUAUUAUUAUUGUCCUCGUCUUCUUAGCGACGUGUACCGCUGCUACAAUAUAUAUAUAUAUACAUAAUGUCUCUGUCUCAGCCACACGACGAAGGGAUACUGAUGCAGAGCCGCAGCCCGUAUACGACGCUCUUAAUAUAAUAUAUCGAAAGAGAGAGAAGGAGAAGCUCUAUAUAAUGGCAGCGCCACAUACGACACAAAGACACAACCGACGCGACGUAUAGCCAAACUCUCAUUUAAGUAUAGACAUGAUGAUAUACAAUAUGACUAUAUUAUAUCUCCGCAUAAUGUUUGUGCUAGGUUUGUAAUCGCAUAUUGCCAAAGUUAGCUUGUAAGCGAGUGCUUCGUGUUUUAGCCAAUAUGUGUGUGUGUGUGUGUGUGUGUGUAUGCGUCUGUAAGCUGCGAAUGUGAUCUGAACGAAUGUACACAGUAUAUAUCUAGAGUCUUGCCGAGGUCGAGCGCAACGCGUUGUCACAGUUGACUUUAGAGCUUUCCGAGAGAAAUGUGUUGGGAGCUUUUUACGACUUCUCUAGACAUAAAUAUUAUUCAUAUCACUUUUAACACGCGAAUACUUCCUAUAAAGAGUAAUUUAAUUUUCUUAUGAGACAAAGAGAGAGCAACCGAAAACCUCAUAACGCCUAUAUCGAUAUACAUAUAUCAUAUACAUACAUUCAUAUCUCUCUCGAGCAAAGCUGAAAACAAUUGAUACGAAAGAACGAGUGAAUGAGCGCGAAAUUUUGAGGUUCACCUCUCUAUAUACUCACCCUCGUCGUAUAAUACACUCCGUGAGGGGUGGAUUCGAGGAAACGAUUUGUAUCUUCGGAUUUAUGGAUUUAUAUAUAGUCGCGGUUGAUCUCGGCACGUUCCUAUGUUCUCUGCGCCGCCCACGAGAUAGAGAGACAGAAUUACGCGACGACUUUUCUACGCUCGAAGUACAUAUCUUCCGAGUGUUUUAGCUAUACACAGCGACACGCGCAAGUGAUUUUUAAGUGUAAAGUGCUCGUAAGUGUAAAACUAUUAUUAUGUAUACGUUAGGGAAAAAUUUGAAUGCAGACAAGGAACGUGCUGGAUCGCGAUUUUUCCUUCGUUUACUCAAAAAUCCUAGCAAGAGAAUUUUUUGUGUGUAUAAAGAGGGUCACUAAUAUUUUAAUAAACUUUCUCGAUAUUACUUGUGCGGGAAAGAAUUUUGCGUGGAAGGAAGCGCGUUGGCGCUCGACUUUGGACAGCGUCUCGAAGCAAUAUAUAAAUAAAUAAGAUGGAGCGAGAGAUGAGAGCAAAACAAAUACACUUGUUUGAGGAGCAUACACACGCGUAUACUCGGUUUACCCGAUAUUAUUGGCUCGCGAACGUGUAUAACGCGCGAUUCUACGAUUGAUUUCAAGUCUGAUCACGAUGAUGUUAUUUCUUUUUUUGAGGGGCUACGGGUUGUUAUAUUAUUGAAAUAUUUAUUGAAGCAAUUCGUCCAGUUAAAUUCGUGAGUAAGAAAAUAAGUAUUUAAUUGUAUUGGAACACCAGAGCGCUAUUCAUUGUUCAGAUAUAUUGAUUAUCGUUGUGGUUGUUGAGUAUUUGCCUUUAAUUUUCUUACUCAUACGUGCUAUUUAUGCGGAAUCGAAAAAAUUCCUGAUGGAGUAUUUUACAGUCCUAAUGCGCAAUAUGUAUAAAGUAAUAGAAAAAUUCUCUCGAGAGUUUUCCGUACAAUUUGCAAUAAUAAAUCAGGAAAUUCAGUUUCAUCGGAACUAUAAACAAACAAAUCGGGACUUUGAAUUCGAAUGCUCGACAGGACGAAAGAUUCCGCGGCUUUGUGUAACUUAAAUAGUUGUUCCGCCCCCUCAAAAAAAAAAAAAUAUCAGGCUCGAAAUUCCUCAAGCGCGCGCGCGACGACAGAUGAGGAAAAAAGAGAGAAAGCCGGCGGCGCUCCGUUGACGUUUUCACGGCUGAUUUCACGCCGAGCUCCUCUCCUUUUUUUCUAUCUGUAUAUCCAAAUCGAAGCAGUUUCCCCCUCCUGACGCGGGAACAUUUUUCCCUCGUUCGCAUCAGAGGGAAGCGACAAAGAGACUCCUCUUCUCGUGCCACGUUGACGCGCGAUGGAUCGCAGAUUCGCUAUACCUACUUUUUAGGGAACUCGCUCUCGCUUUUUCUCUUGGAGAGAUUGUUUUCUUUUAUUCGCUCGCUUCCGAGCCGGUGAGCGGGAUGAGCCGCUUAGCUUAUUAUUGGCUGGCUGGAUUUUAUUCGAAGGAUACGAGGGGUCGUCGUCUUAGAUUUUUCAGUGUUAUUUAUUUAUUGCUUGGGAUGCGCGAAUAAUUUUAAAAGGUACAGCAAAUCGACAAUUUCUCGCUUGAUCAUGACAUGAUGUUAGGAUUGUAUAGUUUUAGUGAUGUAAUUAGGAAAUUUGGAAAAAUUAUGCUUAUUAUUUCAGUCUAGAUGCUUUUACUAGCUGUUGAUGAAGUGGCUUAGUUCGUAAGGGAGGAGAGAGAUUUUUAUUGUCAGUGAAAAUCACAAAGGUCUUCUUCUGUCGUUAUUCGGGUUUUGUUAGAUUUUUUUUAUUUCGAUAACUUGUUGAAAGAGUUUUACUUUUCAAUAACCCUCUUAUGAUUCGUUGAAGUAAUUGGGUUGAAUUUUAUUGCACGAAUAAUGACAGCAAAGAUUGUAAUAGUGUAAAUACUGUUUGUAAAUAAAAAAAAAACAUUUGUACAUAUUGUUUUAUUUGAUUAGAUUUUAUCGAAAAUAGAGAGUAUACCGUUUCCUUGAAAUUGUGCAAGUUUGCUGUAUUCUUCAUUAUGUAUAGACAAGACCUCGAAAGCUAUGAUUUAUUAUAUUUUUUAUACAUUUUAUUAUCACGUUAUACAUCCACAUAUAAAGUUAUACGUUACGUUUUAAAAGUAUAUUGCAAGAGUAUGCGAUCAGCCGAGUCAAUGUGGUACGAAAGGAGCGCAGAAUGGUAUACAGUCUAUGAAAAAUAAAAAGUUUUUAUUGUUUGAUUGUUGUAAAGACUAUUAUGUUAGUUUUGUGAAAAAAAUUUAUUUAUUUGUUUAUUUUGUUCGUUUUUACCAAAACGACACACAACACGAAAAUUGUACACUCGUAUAUGAGAGAAAAAAUUCUACAUUGAAGAGAAGUUACCCGUAAAGAUUUAUAAAUAAAUAUAUAAAUAUAUAAAUAAAUAUAAUUAUACGAAAGCGUUAUCAUUAGCUAAGAAUAUAUUUUGUGAUCUAAUCGUGAAUGCUACUGCGAGUUAUUAAAAGUAAAAAAAUACAAAAUAGAAACUGUGUCUGUUUUCUGUGCGCGAGAGUGAGAAUUUUAGGGUUUGUAUUUUUUAAUGAAAAAAACUGUAAAUACUAGCUGUUUUUUCAAAGUAUGUUCAGUUGCGCUUUUUGUGUAUUUUCCUUUCGAGAUGGAGCGCGAUUCCACUGAUACACGACCGAAGACUCGAGAGAGAGAAAAAUAGCUCGCGAUGUAUAUGAUAAGCCAAAAUCGGCCGAGAUUCUUAAUGUCGCUUUUAAUAUUAAUACUUAAUAAAUUGUAUUGCUGUCUUGCUUUUUCUCUCGCGAGAAUUUCGGUUGCGCGCCUUCGAGUGCAUUAGAGAGAAAAAACAACCCAUAACUUGUAAUACUUUUACGAAUCUCCUAACCCAUGCGUACAUGCAUUAAAAACAAAAAAAAACACUCACUAAUAUAUAAAUUGUAUUAGAUCGAGAAAAGCUUUUAUUAUUUUUUCUUUCAUUUUAUAUCGUUUUUAAAGAAAAAACAGAACCGUACAUAGUAUAUGCAUAAAAACACAUACACUUGUUCUGACGUCGAACGAGAAGAAACUUGUUGAUCUUUGUUAAUGAAUAAAAAAUUAUGAAAAAUAUAAAAUAAUAAACGAUUAAAUGUGUACAAUACGAAUCAGAGUUAAUGUACAAGAGAGAGAAAGAGCGAUAGGGAUGAGACAGAUGGGAUGAUGAAAAGAAACCGAUGAAACGUCGACAUGAGAACAAAAAAAAAGGAAAGGAAAGAACGCGAUAUGCGCCGCGCGGUAGUGACAAGCUGAUUUUAUAUUCCGCAAAUCAAUGUUUUCCUCGAGCGAAUGAGAGAGAGAGAGAGAGAGAGAGAGAGAGAGAGAGAGAGAGAGAGAGAGAGAGAGAAAUCUGUCUGGCUGGCUGUCGGUUUUCCCCCUCGUCGUCGUCGAGUUCAAGUGAAAACGGCACGAAUCCGGUCAGACGCGCGAAGCCGACCCCGUUAUAUCGUCGUGCACCGUAUCUCUCCUGACGCUUGCUAUAUCGAAGGGGGCGACUUUUUUCUCAUUUUCCAAUCGGCCGUUCUCUAAUGCAUUUAGAUAUUACACUGAAGUGAACAUUUUCCAAGUUUGUUCCAAUGUUUUAUCAGUGCGUUCUCUCUUGGAUUUCUCGUACGUAUAUCGGAACACAUCGAAUAUAUAUUGCAUUUUCAAAAUUUUCCAACUGUCUCUCCGAAGGACAACAGAGAAAACCAGCAUUUAUAGAGCAAAAGCAAAGCUGCUUAUCGCGAAGUCGAACCAAUACCAAACCGUGGUCGGAAGGCAGUCGACGUAACGAGCAUAAUAGUACACGAGAGAGAAGAUUCGAUAAAGCGCAUUUCGCGGUGCGGCACAAAACGCGCGUAUUACAUGAGGGUCAGCGUAUGGACAAGGCACAAAGACACGGGACAUGAAAAGCAAUACGUAUACGUUAAGAAUCAUCGCUGCACAAAAAACGAAAAAAUAAUAAUCGGAGUGAAAGAGGGCUACCAGAAGAGAGAAAGGAACAAAAACGUAUAAUAUUAACGAACCACACAAUACUACCGCCGUUAUAUAUAGUAGCUUUUUUUGUAGUCCCCUUCCCUCAAGGGAUCCAUGCAUCCGCUGUACCGUAAAAAUUAUUCGAGCAGUGCUAUACUUUCCUUUCGUUCUUUUUAAUACAACCUAUUAUAUUAUGUAUAACAACAAUGUUUGUAUGUUUUGUAUUUUUUAUCAUUUCGAUUGUAAACGACGUUUGUACAUAAUUACUAAAGCAUUAAAGUAUAAGUGUAUUACAAACUGUUAACAGGCUUUUCUUCAAACACACAGACACAGACAUCACACACGCACUCGUCGAUAUAGAGAGAACUUCGUUGCUGCAGUGUAUAUGGGAAUUAAGAGGAAAGAGAGCAGUCACGUCUGCGAGCUAGCGGAGGCGGAAAAAAGAAUAAAUAUUUGAUCGGUUUAAUUUCCGAAUGGUUUUUACGGUAUAUACAUCUCCUCGAGAGCGGAAUCGGAAAGAGAGAUAGAAAAAAAGCUCGUCGUCAUUACCUGCUUGAUUGAACUCACGUACACGUAUACGUAUACCUGCUCGAUCGUCGCUCGACAAAAGAGAGAACUUUAUAGACUAUAACACAGACAAGGGGGUGAAAGAACCGAAAAUCAAUAAUUACCUAAUUAAAGAGGGGAGAGGAUAGGACGCAAUUGUAUCACAGAGAGAAGAUACGUCUGACAUGCUGCGUAGACGCAUCGAGACAGAAAUUAAUAAUAAUAAUGAAAUGAUAUUCUAAUAAUUGUAAUAAUGUAAUAUUAACGAAGAGAUCCAGUGUUACCGUAUCAAAUUCUAAUCGUGAUCAAGACUUAACAAAAAAACGUAGGUUAUACGUGAAACACAAUUGUGUAUUCAACGUAAACGAAAAAAAAAGCUCAACUAUUUCUACGAUGUUUGUAUAUAUAAAUUAACAAAACUGUAGCACUUGGCAAGCCGAUCAAAAGGAAAAAAAAGAAACACUGCGCCGUGUGUACACGCUAUUAUAUAACAAUAAAAGACGACCGCAUUUCAUUAAACAAACUGUACAACACAACCCUCCGUUAGCUCGUAUUUCCCGUGUGACGUAUUACCGUGAUUCGAUUUGAAAAUUCCUGCGCGCGAUGAAAGCCCGCGGUGAGUAAAUGGAAACUUGGCUCGGCGCGCAUACGCUUCUCGAGAGAGAGAGA
Messenger RNA from Nasonia vitripennis (jewel wasp), 9115 nucleotides. Its product is annotated as octopamine receptor beta-2R. Gene Ontology annotation, biological process: adenylate cyclase-activating adrenergic receptor signaling pathway. The transcript is spliced from 10 exons. Gene Ontology annotation, cellular component: membrane. Lineage: Eukaryota; Metazoa; Arthropoda; Insecta; Hymenoptera; Pteromalidae. The coding region runs from base 1211 to 2875 and encodes 554 amino acids. Gene Ontology annotation, molecular function: octopamine receptor activity. The record is from RefSeq and is a predicted model, not a curated record.